GACACUACACGUAUCCUCGGUUCGAGGUUGAUAUAGUUUCAAGGAGGAGCGACGCGACUGCCCUUCUAAAAGUGAGAAAAAGGGCGCGGCAGAGGCAAGAGAAGAAAAACGAGAUUGAGCUUGCAAAAGCAAGAAAGAAGCAUCCGAAGUCGUAAAAUAAGCUUGCAAUGAGUACACAAGGUACAGACAACAACUGCCUCGGAUGGGCGGCAAGAGAUGCAUCUGGAAUCCUCUCACCAUACAAAUUCAGCCGCAGGGUUCUUGGAUGUGAUGAUGUCUCACUGAAAAUAACGCACUGCGGAGUUUGUUAUGCUGAUGUCAUUUGGGCAAGGAAUCAACAUGGAGACUCAAAGUAUCCUUUGGUGCCUGGGCAUGAGAUCGUGGGUAUUGUCAAAGAGGUUGGUUCCAAUGUUAACCGCUUCAAAAUCGGUGACCAUGUUGGUGUUGGAACAUAUGUCAACUCAUGCAGAGAGUGUGAAUACUGUAAUGAUAGACUGGAAAUUUAUUGCACAAAGUUUCUAACUUCUACUUUCAAUGCGAUUGAUGUGGAUGGCAUGAUCACGAAAGGGGGAUAUUCCAGUCAUAUUGUAGCUCAUGAGAGGUACUGCUAUAUGAUACCUGACAGCUACCCAUUAGCUUCUGCAGCGCCAUUACUAUGUGCAGGAAUUACAGUGUAUUCCCCUAUGAUGCGCCAUAAGAUGAACCAACCUGGUAAAUCUCUUGGAGUGAUCGGCCUUGGUGGGCUCGGUCAUAUGGCUGUGAAGUUUGGAAAGGCUUUUGGUCUAAAUGUAACAGUAUUCAGUACAAGCGAAUCCAAGAAAGAGGAGGCACUAAAACUCUUGGGAGCAGACAAGUUCAUUAUCUCAUCUGAUGAGCAGCAGAUGAAGGGCGCAGUUAAAUCCCUUGACUUUAUAGUCGACACUGCGUCUGGCGAUCACCCAUUGGAUCAAUACAUGCCACUCCUGAAGACUGGUGGGAUUCUAUCCCUGGUGAGCUUUCCAAGUGAAAUUCGACUCAGUCCUGCGAACCUCAAUAUGGGUAUGAAAAGCAUUUCUGGAAGUCUUACUGGUGGUACUAAAGAGACACAGGAAAUGAUAGAUUUCUGCGCUGCUCAUAAAAUUUACCCAGAAAUAGAAGUCAUUGGGAUUCAGUACAUAAACGAAGCUCUUGAAAGGCUGAUAAACAAGGAUGUGAAGUACCGCUUUGUGAUAGAUAUUGAUAACUCCUUGAAGUGAAGUUGUUAUACUGUGCAGAAGAAUGGGCUCUUGGAGCUUCCUUACAUUUGAAAUGAAAGUUUAAUUACGUUGUGGUUAUGCAUUCUGUAUUCAUAAUAAGUUGUACUAAACAUAAACCAUGGUAUUUGGAUUAAAGUUGAAAGUUAAAAACA
Molecule: messenger RNA, 1387 nt
Organism: Magnolia sinica
Lineage: Eukaryota; Viridiplantae; Streptophyta; Magnoliopsida; Magnoliales; Magnoliaceae
Product: probable cinnamyl alcohol dehydrogenase 1
Exons: 7
Coding region: 168-1235 (355 amino acids)
Molecular function (GO): zinc ion binding; oxidoreductase activity, acting on the CH-OH group of donors, NAD or NADP as acceptor
Source: RefSeq, a predicted model, not a curated record